AUGGCAGAGGUGGAGGCUCGUCAGAUAGCCAUUCUAGAAACCGUUGAAGAUAUUCAAAAUCGUCGUGAGCAGGUUUUGCGGCGUUAUGCCGAGUUCAAGGAAGCAACCCGUCUUCGGCGCCAACGCUUGGAGGACGCCAAGCGCUAUCAUCAGUUCAAGCGAGAUGCCGAUGAAGUGGAAGCAUGGAUCAACGAGAAGCUUCAAAUUGCCUGCGAUGAGAACUAUAAAGAUCCAACAAACCUGCAGGUAACUUUCCGCCAUUAAAAGCAAACCUCUCGCAUGCGAAUUACGGAUAAAUUUGUGGCUGAAUGGAGCUUGCUUCGCCUUCGACAACGCCCCGACUUUGAUCUAGCAUAGCUCUAGUGACCUCUAGUAUUAUCGAAUGCAUUAAACCUGUAUUUCGGGCAAUUUCGUUUUAUGCAACUUUUAUCUCUGAUAAACGCUUUCCUUAAAAAAAGAGUCGAUCAUUAAUCAGGACAGACUUGAGAUCAAAUAAGUAUUGCGUGUUUAUCAUGGAAAGAGCUGGCCCGCGUCCGUCUCGCGAGUUUUGCGGACGAGGCAUGUUUUGGAAUCUUUUUUGUGUAAAACUAAUAGCUUGCGUCAGUUUAUAGUUUAGCUAACUUGUUGACAUGAAACUGCUUAAACCAGCCAUCCCAAAUAUGUCUCAAAAAUGUUUUUCCACGUGUGAUUUGGUUCAGCAUCGAGCGCAAACAGAAAUCAACCAGUUUGGCUGCUUAAUUAAUCGCGUCACCGGAGUCGAGUGUAUUCUUCUUUAGCAUAAAAAGGUUUUUUUUUAAAUUUCCACGUUUUUCUGUUGAUUUCUCAGUUUAGUUGAAAAGUCAUGAAUGCAGGAAAGGAGCAUGAUGUUGAUCUCAUAAUUUGGUGGUCACAUUACAAGACCUUACAAGGCAUCCACAAUCCGAAUUUUAAUUUCCCGGGGGGGCUUUUCAUAUGCAAACUUUAUAAAAAUUGCCUGUCAAUUGCUUGUUUGCGCGUGACGUCAACUCUAUUUUCAUGUAAAUUAAAAUUCUAUUGUUUUGACUCCAACAUGGCCGCCUUGUCAUGUGGUUGCAAACCGAGAAUGCAGUCAUAAAAACUGUGUCACUGACAAUAUCCAUAUUAGAGGAUAGCUUGAAUGAAUAAUUUUCUGUAACUAACUUCUCACUGCUUGAUGCUCCUCUGCAUGCUAUACUUGGUGCAUGGACACAAGGCUGAGCUGUAGUGAUUCAUACCCAGGUGCUCCCAUCUAUAAUAGAGAGUUUAAGCUUCACGUUAUACAGCCAACGGCAAACAUCUGAUUUACAUCGAGAAUUUCUCAUUCAUAGAAAACGAGCAGAUAAAAAACAGCUCAAAACAAUUCUUAAGGAUAGAAAAUUGUGUGAAACUACUAAUUUAUGCAUAGAAAUAAUGAACAGUAAAAUUUAAUGAUAGGUAAAUAGAAGUUUGGUCACGUGGUACAAUUCGCAUUUACUAUUUAACGUAAAUGUGAUGCUUAACCUCUCCAAUAACAAAUGCAAAGUAGGGGAAAUGUAAUGACUUUGUGUGCUCGAGUUGACUAUCUAUUCCCCUCAGUCCAUUAACAAACCUCUCAUAACUUUAGGUUCAGCAUGGUUGCUAUGGUUACUGAAUAAGUAAUGUAACAAUUGAUGGUACAGUAUGUGGUAACCUUCCUAAAAAUGAAAAUAAUAUCUUAGUGAUCAAUGUGAUCACUACAGUCAUUUAGGAGUUGUUUACAUUAUGCUUCUACUAUUGCCGAACUUUUUUCAGGGAUCUUAGAUCAUACCUUAUGAAUUUACAGUACCUCUUUAAUAUCAACAGUUCUACACCUUACAUAGAAUUAUUUUUAUUUCAGGGUAAACUUCAAAAGCAUCAGGCAUUUGAAGCUGAGAUUUCGGCUCAUAGCAAUGCCAUUGUUGAGCUACAGGAAAAUGGAGAAGGAAUGAUCAGUGAGUCUCAUUAUGCCUCUGAACUUAUUAGGGUGAGUAGCACUGUAGUUUCAAAUCACUACAUGUAAGACAAAUAUGACUGCCCUGGUUGAAUCAUACAGGUUACACACAAAUUUAACUAUCAGUAAAAUGACCCUGAUCCAGCUUUCUUGGUGAGCAAUAAAACAAACCUUUUUUUAUAGCUAGACAAGACAAUUUUCAUGUAACUAUACUUAAGUAAACACAUUCUUAAAACUGGGACACACCAUGGAGCACUGUUGCUACUUUGAAAAUCUUGUUCAUUUUUUACCCUCACCAAUUCAAAACUGACAAGUUUUAUGGUUUACAGUGUACAUGUAUAUCAUGGAAACAGGAUUUUGUCCCUGCAACAAAGUGUUUUUCAUGAUUACAGUGUACAGUGUACAUGGCAUAGGUUACUUUUUCCUUUCAGCAUGUUACUGCUUUAUAUUCUGCCAUAAUGUUCUGACCAGUGGUGAUCCAGUGUACACAAGCAAUAUGAAAGGAUGAUGAUGGUACCGGUAAACCCUUAAGCUUGUGAUGAUGCUAAUGCAAUCCUUAAUAUUGAAUUUAUCCACAGGAGAGGCUUGACUCCCUUCUUAAGCUUUGGGAACUGUUACUUUCUAAAUCAGCAGAGAAGGGCCGUAUGCUUCUGUUUGCACAAAAGAGAGUUCACUUCCUUAACGAAACAGAAGAAGUCAUGUCAUGGAUUCUGGAAAAGGUAAGACAAUAAUGUUUAAGGAAAAUAAAUGCAUGUCUUAAACUAUAAGUUCCUGCUAAUAAAGGAAACAUUGGCUUUAAGAUGUACCUCCAUGUACAACAGGUCAAAGUUGGUUGUCAAGUGCAACCAUGAUGGCAGAGUUGAAUGUUUUAUCCUCUUUUCUAAGUGAAACCACUUACUACCUGGUUCAAAAUGUGGAUAGUGCUAUCCAGUGGAGAAAUACAUGCAAGCAUCAAUUGCAUUAAUUUAGUUGGUUCCCCUAACUCUUAUCAAAUUGGAUAGUGGUUUAUUCGGUAGAUUGUGCUAUGUAAUGUUUAAGUUCAUUAGAGGUUUGUCGGUGUAAACUUCAGUAGAGAAGCAUGCAUCUACUUUUUGUGUGUUUCUUUUGUUUUGCACUUUAUUUUCUUUUUUGUGAAAUGAAACAAAAGUAAAGACCUCUCAACUCUUAGUUACUUUAAUCAAAUUGAGUAAAAAAGGGAAGUGGGUGUUUGCCUACAAGUACACACACCAUGCUUUAGAUUUCACGAGGUUUAACUGUGAUUUUUUUUGCUGUUUAACCAAAAUUCUCUGUUUUUUUCCUUCUUAGGAAGCAAUUGCCACUUCAGAGGAAUUAGGACGAGACUUGGAGCAUGUUGAAGUCUUACAAAAGAAAUUUGAAGACUUUAUGAAGGACAUCCAAGCUAAUGAAUCCCGAGUGACAUACAUCAAUGAUCUUGCACAUCAACUUGGUGAUGAGGGGCAUCCUGACAUUGAACUUAUAAGCACCAAGCAAACGGUAAGGAAUUAUUAUUUUGUGAUUGUGCCCCUUAGGGCUUCUUAUCGCACCUUUAAACUUUGUGAAUUUGUACUGCAUAGGAUGCUAAGUUAGAAAUGACAUCUGCUACAGUUUUUGUGUUGCAGUUUUGGCAUCUUUUAUGAUGUUUGGCCAAAAUUGUGAGAGUUAUUUGCAAUAGGAUUUUGACCUUCUUGACAGCACUCUCUAAUCUUUGAUGAUUUCCUGUUAUUAGUUUGAAAGUAUUAAACUAUUAUUUUUACAAACUGUAUUUUACAGGAAGUGAAUGAAGCAUGGGAGAGGUUGAAGAUGCUGGCACUGAAACGUCAGAAAAGGCUGGCAGGAGCUCAGCAGAUUCACAGCUUCUAUCGGUAAUGACAUUAUGCACGGGAUCGUCAAGCUAGCUCUAGCUAAUAUACAGGCAUUUCACCCAAGUAAUUUCAAACAAAUUGUCAAAAUGGAACAAAGCUUGAUUAAAGACUGGAAGUGGAAGGUUGUAGCCUUGUGUUUAUAAGCAUGGCUGAGAAGUUGAGGCUGAGCAUGAUUGAGAAAUUGGUUCGUUUAGUGGUCUUUGCCCAAGACAGAUUCUUUAAUCUCUCAGACAUGCUGUUGUCCUUGUUGUUGGUUUAAAUUUGCAGAAUAAUACAUUAGUUUACAAAUCCUUGUCCGGUUAUCAAAAUCAACUUUUAAUAAAUUGGUGUUCUGCUAUCAGUUUUCGAAACAAAUUCAUCUACACUGUGUAUAUAGACCUGUUUUUGUUCUCAAUUUAUGGUGAGUUUGUGAUUGUACAAAAGUGUGGACUGUCAUUGGAAGAUCAAUAAUGACAAUACAAAUAAUAAUCAACAGUUUUAAUCCCAUUUUUUCUUGGUUGUGUGGGGAUUUGAUUUCUAACAUUAAAGGAAAUGAAUUUUUAUCAGAGAUGCUGAUGAAACCAAGAACUGGAUCAAUGAAAAAGAUAAAGUGCUGUCGUCUGAUGACUAUGGAAAGGAUCUUGCCAGUGUUAAUGCUUUGCUACGGAAACAUGAGGCUUUGGAAAGGGAUUUAGCUGCUGUGGAAGACAAGGUAAUGUUUUGAAGAGAAGAUGUUAAAAAUAAUGUUCACCAGGACCUUUCUCACUUUUGCAAAGUUCACUGUUCGCUCUAGUGCUCCAAGAAACAAAUUUCAAUUCCAAAUUUUCUUUUUAAAAAUCCCAGGAAAUGAAUAUUACGUUUACUUUGCAAAGGGUCUUCCGAUGCUGUUUCAUUUGAAUGGUAACACUUCAGGAUUCUGUUUACAGAUUUAAAAGUUAGAGUGUCAAUCUUCCACGCCAUGGUUUUGGAGAGAAGAGGUUUUGAAGCUUUUAUUAUGUUCAUCCUUCACCUUGCGUGCUAAAAGUAAAAUAAUAAAAAAUAUAUAUUUCGGUUCCUUUCAGGUGACAGCUCUUGGUCAAGAAUCAGUUCAGUUACAGGAAGCCUACCCUGAUAGUGCCGAUGAUAUUGCGGCCAAACAAGAUGAGAUUGUGACUGCCUGGGGAAAUCUCAAGGACAAGGUAUCUUAUUGGAGAAGUUUUGAUCCAUUUGGAAAGGAUGUUCUAAACAUUUUGUGAUUAGUAAUUUUAACAACUAAAAACCCUUUUUUUGUUUUAGUCUGCAGUGAGAAAGACAAGGCUUGAAGACUCCUACCGGCUUCAAAGAUUCAUUGGUGACUACAGGUAAAGUGGCAAAAUCCUUCUCGUUGUUUCACAGAAUUGCACUUGCAGUGUUACAUCUUGCAAUUAUCAAACACAAAAGACCAUGUUUUAUCCAAUACAAUGUUUGUUUAUACAUGUAUUUCAAAUUGGUGCAGUCUUUGUUAGCCACUUUGACACAACACCAAUCAUUCAUUGUUGCUGCAAUUAAGUUAUUCUCUGUUUAUCAUAUCAGGGACCAUAUCUCAUUUAUAAAUGAAAUGAAAGUUUUGAUCCAAAGUGAUGAGCUGGCCAAAGAUGUUGCAAGUGCAGAAAGUCUUUUGGAGAGACAUCAAGAACACAAGGUGAAUUUUCCCUAAAACCCAAUUCCUCCAUGAUGUGAUAGAGGAAAUAUUAGGGAGCUUAAGCAAUGAUGUUUUUGAGCAACGCAUGUCAACCAAAAGUGGUGCUUUUUCCCUUUUAAUAUGCCUUUAUGUUACCAGAUUUGUAUUGCUAGGUGUCUUAAUUCUUAUAGAGACUAUUUAUUGCCCGAAAAAUUGGGCAAUACCACUGCCCAAGAAUGCAAAAAGUCUACUUCCUGUUGACAAGCGUCACAUCUUUGCUUAAUCUCCCUGUUGUUGUGUGAUAUUACAUCCAGUUCUUCCUUAAAGAGGCAAUCAGAAAUCUACCGUGUUCAAAAUAAUCAGUGAAGUUAAGAACAAAACUUUAAGGGACCAUCUUCCUGUCAAGUUCUUGUAGCCACAUGUCCGUGUUAUUACUAUUAUGAUGACAAAUUUCUUUUCAAAUAGUUGUGGAUAGCUAAAUGAAGAUGAAGAAAUGAUCAUCGCAGUGAACGCAAUUUAUGCAACUGUGUAAAGAAGCCUGAAAAAAAAUUCAGGACUUCAACGGGGUUUGAACCCAUGACCUCGCAAUACCGGUGUGAUGCUCUACCAACUGAGCUACUGAUGCCACUGACGUUGGGAGCAGGUCAAUUCCUCAGCUUAAUGUUGCUUAUGCAUCGCAUACCAUCUCUGCUUGAGUGCUAAAAGUGCCUUCUUUCUGGUAAGCCAGUGGUAUCGUGAAUUCACUGCUUCUCCAUCCUCUGCCAUUAGGGUUACAUUGAUGCUCAGGAAGAUGGAUUCAAGAAGUUUGCAGAUGAUGGAGAAGAACUCCUCAAUUCCAAUCAUUAUGCCAGUGAUGAGAUUAAAGACAAGGUAAAGGAAUCAGAAUUAAGUACUUAUUCCUUGUUAUUCUGUGCAUGUAUGUGAAAAUACUACAGGUUCAAGUUAUUUUUGCAUUGCAAUCAGUGUCUUAAAAAUAUUUCUGCUUCAAAUGUGAAGAAACCUUAUGUGCAUUUAGGGCAGCAGUGCCACAUUUAUCGAAUGACCUUCCUUUACAACUGCCCAUAGUACAGUCUGUAGAAACUUUUAAGAAUGCAAUUAAGACAUUCCUUUUAAGACAAUAUUUUAGAAGUGAAUUUCUAUUUUGAUACUAGUAUAGAUACAUAUGAGUUACUAUAUUAUUAGGCGUUUGGUUUUUUUUAAUCAGUUUUACACUUAACUAUUUUAAUAUAACUAAGAUAGUACGCACGCUCUGAUUGGCCGAGAGGAGUGUUUGCAUGAGAGUAUGUAAACGUGGUUGUGGCAUCAAGUUGUUUGGCUUUUCGUGCGCUAAUUGCACAAGCACGAAUUUGAAAAGUUUUCAAGUUCAAAACUCGACAAGUUUACUUUAUUUACCCAUUCCUUCGUCGGCUGAAACAUGGAAAAUCGUUACAAAGAAGGUGGGUCAAUUUUUCUUCGCUUAAGCUGACAUUUUAAGCGAGAAAAAUCCGUAUUUUUCAAAGCAUCUUUUUCCAAAACAAGAACUGAUUACGCGUGCAAGACUUUGUGGACAAGAUUUUGCGACUGGUAAGAAUUUCUCUUUUAAUCAGUGCCAUACAAAGAGUUUUGCAUUUUUUUCUCGGGAAAGCGUUUUUUUCUCGGGAAAGUUAUUUUAUAAAAGCAAUAGAAAACUUUUUUCCUGUGUUUGCAUAGCCUGAUAUAAACACUCGAGGCGUUGGGAGAAUUCUCGACAGUUAUGCAAACCCUCAACUUCGUCUCAGGUUUGCAUAACUGUCUCGAAUUCUCCCAAACCCUCUCGUGUUUAUAUGAGGCUAUGCAAUCACGGAAAACGUUUUCUAUUGCUUAAGUAUGUGUAAAUAGCGCUAUAGAAAUAAUUAAUUAAUUAAUUAAUUAAUUAAUUAUUAUUAUUAUUAUUAUUAUUAAACCACAGAAAAAUCUUAAUAAUUUUUAUAGCCUUGUGAUCCCAGGAGAGGCGUUUUUUUUCAGUGGAUAAAGGAACUUGUACUUAGAAAGCUCUAUGUACAUGUACACUCUGUUUGGAGCUUUUGAAUCUUUAUGUCCUGGCAAAGUGCUUUAGUGAAGGUUGAUAAAAAAGUCAAUUCUAUUUUAUUUGUUUAUUUUUUUUAGCUUACAAGCCUUGAAUCAGAGAAGUUAGAAUUGCUGGAGCUGUGGGAAAAACGACGUGUACAGUUUGAACAGUGUAUGGAACUGCAGCUUUUCAACCGUGACUGUGAACAUGCUAAUGCCACCAUGACUAAACAAGAGGUAAGAACAUGUGAAAUGUUUACAAAAGUAGUUGCACACACCAUUAUAAUACUAUCCUAACACAGCACACUCAAUUCAUAAAAGAGGUGUAUUCCAGGUAAGAAGUUUACAUUUAAGAAUUUAUUAGCAAAAGGUAAUGCAUGGAAUGGAAGUGAAUUGAGUAAUAGCGAUCAUUGAAUUGUUUCUCUUCUAAGGCUUUCCUAGCUGAUGACAACUUGGGGGAUUCCCUUGAUGGAGUGGAAGCUUUGAUCAGGAAGCAUGAAGACUUUGACAAAUCAUUUGCUGCCCAAGCUGAGAAAGUCAAUGUAAGUACAAUCAUUCAAAUAAUUCUCAGUUUCCCUUGGCCUGAUUAAACAGUGUAUAAGCAUUUCUGUGAACAAAAAUAAUUUUAAUUUUUUUAUUUACAAUGCAACCAUGAUUGUUAAGUAAGCUAUAAUCCUGGGUUAACUGUGAAUAGAGCUUACGAGUCUGUUGUUGUGGUAAAUUGUCCUGGAAAAGUUUCAAUGUGAGUUCAUCGUGUGUUAUGCUUUAGAGAAGAAAUCAUUGGUAGGGUCCUUUUCCAUGCUUUCUUACUCGGGAGUGGAACCUCAAUAUAACGAGGGGCAAAGGGACUGAGAAAAAUUUGUUCGCUAUGACGAGGUUUCAUCAUAUGAGGUUCUUUUUCAUAAUUUUACUGUUACUGGGGUAAAGAAAAUAGUUCUUUCGACUGAGGACUUUGUUAUUUAGAGGUUUGUUAUACUGAGGUACAACUGAAGUUAGGUUGUAAAAGUGUCAUUCAUUACAUGUCACCAAGGUUUCAUUACAUCUGGGUUCACUGUGGUCUAGGAACAAAAUGAUGUAGUCCUGUUGUUUUGAAUUUUUCAGAGCAUUGAUGAGUAUGCAAACCGCCUUAUUGAUAGUAACCAUUAUGCAUCAGAUGAGGUGCGUGAGAAGCGUGAUGGUAUUCUGGAGAGGCGUCAGAAUAUAGAGGAGUUGUCAAAGGCUCGUAGGGCAAAACUUGAGGAGUCUCGUAAGCUUCAGCAGUUUGAGAGGGAUGCUGAUGAGGUGAAAAGCUGGAUUAAUGAAAAACUGAAGACUGCUUGUGAUGAAUCUUAUAAGGUAACUUUGGACUAAAUUAUCCUUGCAUCUACUGCCUCUAAACUAUACUUAAACUGCAAAUAAUAUUUUGCAUAAACUGUCUGCUUAAUAAAAUCAAAGUACAUAUACGAUAUGGGCAUGUCUUAAGACCAAACUCACUAUAUGUAGUCGCUGCACACUGCUACACCUACACAAGUAUACAAAAAAUUGACCAAAUGGCAUAUUUUGAUGCUGGCCUUUGAUGUGAACUGCAGAGUGGAGUCCAUUAAAAAUAACUUAUAUCAAUAAAUAAUUAUAAAUUACAGAGUAAAAAAAAAUUAUUUAAGUUCUAGAUGAUUUCUGGAAGGUGCCUUUUAUUCACUAUAAUCAUGUCUUUCAGGAUCCAACAAAUCUGCAAGGAAAACUGCAAAAGCAUCAAGCAUUUGAAGCUGAACUGAAUGUCAAUCAGAGUAGACUUGAUGCAGUUGACAAGACUGGGGAACAGCUGAUUGCAGAUGAACAUUAUGCUUCUGAUCAAAUCAGGGAGAGACUUGAUGAACUGCAUAAGUUAUGGGCCUACCUGUUUGAGAGGUCAAACGAUAAAGGUUAGAUUACCAGCGACCUGUAAAUAACUCCUUAGAGUAACCAAAGUCAACUUUCGGAAAAAAUUCCUCUUUAAAUGAUGUGCUGUACAGAAAAACAGCAGUAGCCUACAAAGCAUUCGAUCAUCCACACGUUGGAAAGUGUGUUCAGUGUGUUCACAUUAUUUUACUUUUGCUGUAAAACGUUUUCCUGCAUAACUAUAUCUGCAAAUUGUUGACAUACUUUGUUCAAUAAGGUAGCACUUAUGGCUGGUAAGACAGAAAGUGAGUAGCAAAUUUGGGCAAAUGUUUUACUACAUUCAGGUAGAGUACAAAAAUGCAAAUUAAGGAAGAGUAUUAGUCUUUGGUGUAUACAUGUAGUUAAUCAGGUGAACAAAUCAACAGUGUCAUGUCAACAACACUUCUGUCAGCACGAGUGCAUCAACCUGCAAGACUAAAUUAAAUUCAAAUAUUUAUUUCAUGAUGGCCCUCCUUAUUUUACUAUUAUUUUCUAUUCAGGCAAUAAGUUAAAGGAAGCCGCACAGCAGCAACAAUUUAACCGGUCAGUACUUAACAUUUAUACCAUGUUUUCUAAGAAUCGCUGGUUUCUGGUUGGUCUGGAAUUGUUAAUAGCAAAUGACCAUAAUCCUGAGAAAACUGCUGACAUUUCGCGAUGUCACUGCCGGUUUCCCCCCAAAAUGUCACUACCCAGAUCUGGUAAGUGUCACAUCACAGUGCGUCAUCAGUAUGGAAUGUCUGCGCUCAUUUCUCAGACAUCAUUUCACGGGGAAACCAGUGGUGGCAUCAUGAAAUGUCAGCAGUUUUCUGAGGUUACAUUUUCACUUCCUUUGUUCUAUCUUUAUUAUUCUACAUCACUUGCUCAUUUACAUAACCAAGAGAGGAAUGAUUUGAAACCCCUUCAUCUUCAAACUUUAACAAAAUAUUUUUUUGUGGUUGUUUGCAUUUCUCGACAACUAAAUCAACUGACAUCCUUGUUUUUUUCUCAGGGCUGCUGAAGAUGUUGAGCUUUGGUUUUCAGAAGUUGAAAAUCUUCUUGCUGUUGAAGACCUUGGAAAGGUUUGUUACAGACUGUCACUUGAACCCACUCAUGUUUAAGCAGUUUUUUAGCCUAGACAAAAAAGUUAUUUUCAAACUGACCUUUCAAAGAGACUGUGGAUUUUUGGGAAGUUUAUUCCUCCUAAACUACAUUAUGUAGUCUUGUCAUACCCUUCGGCAUCAAGCCUUAGUAUAUACUAUCUGUAAAAAAGAAAGUGGUUUACUCCCUUGCUCAUCAUUGAUAAUGUUACCUCUAUUUUUAUGUUUCUAGGAUCUGACAAGUGUCCAGAAUCUUCAAAAGAAGCAUGGAAUGAUUGAAGCUGAUAUUGUGGCCCGUGCGGUGAGUAAUGAAUAGGGUGCCUGUAAAAACUCUCAGCAACUUCUUAUAUACUGCUGAAUUCUCCUUAUAAAUUACCUUGUCUUUUCUGGUAAAGCAAAAAGAAAAUUUUCAUUUACAUUAACAGUUUAUUAAAGAAGUGUACUGGUCUAAGUUUCAUGUCAAAGUUUCCGUUCAUUUCACAAGCAACUGUUCAUUUUUGGAACUUUUGAUUGAAGCCAAAAGGAAACAUGUCGUAUUAUAAUAACAUUAAUUUGGAAAGCUUAACUUUUGAUUUCUAUUAUUUUUUCAUAUUUGUUAGGAGAAAAUUGAAGUUGUUAAUGCCCAAGCUGACCUCUUUGCCGAGGCUGAUCACUUUGAUGCUCCAGCUAUUGCAGAGAAGAAAGAAGUUCUGAAUGCCAGAUACCAGCAGCUUCAGGUGAGUUUUUUUUUCUUUUUGUUGUUCUACUUUAGCUGGUUGCUAUCCUAUAGUCUACACUUUAAAGCUUGUUUAAUGCAAUGAGCCAUUAGGUUGCAAGUAGGACAAUACACAAGUAGUGUUUGUGAAAUACUGUUUUGUUUAAAGGAGUAUGUAUUCUGAGGGCACAAGAAGAGCUCAUUUUGGCUAGGGUCAGGUCACUUUAUUUUAGGCAAUUUCACAUUACCCAACAGUCACACAAGGAAAUGAAAUCCCAAAUAACUCCAUUUGUUUUAAACUAUAGAGGACACAAAUGUACAGAAAAGCCAAAAGGAAGCAUCCAUGGGCAAAUUUGGAGAAGACUACUUAGAAUAGUAGAUUGGAUUAAAAUUUAUAGUUAACACAAAAAUAGGAAAAAUCACUAAAAAUAUCUUGAAAGCCGAGCUAGGAUGACAUUUCCCUUCAAAUUGGUCAUUUAUAUUUCAUAAAGACUACCUAGUGAGGUCUUAAGACUACUGUAGUUGACCAAAGCGAUGGGAAACAUGCUUUUUGCUGCCUGUAGUAUAGUUAUGGAUUGUAAUUAAUGAUUACAUUUUUGAAAAAAAAAUACAGGCUCCACUCCUGGCUCGUAAAGCAAGACUUGCAGAUGCUGAAAGACUAAAACGAUUCCUUCAUGACGUUGAAGAUGAAGAAGCCUGGAUCAGAGAAAAAGAACCCAUUGCUUCAUCCAAAAACACAGGUACAUGUAAAGGGUUAUUAAUUAGUUUGUUCCCAUUAUUGUAAAGAGAUGAGGUAAGAUUGAAAUUAAAAUGUGCCUAAUGUUUUGUGUUUUCGUUUUCACACUUUUUAGGGCGAGAUUUGACAGGAGCUCAGAAUUUGUCCAAGAAACAUCAGGCAUUAAUGGUAAGAAUGAAGGAAACAUGUAUGUCAAACAUACAGAUACUCUUUUUUUUUUUUUACACGUUCGUAUUUUGAACGAGUUUUUUAGCUCUUUGACGUAACGUGUUAAAAUAAAUGAUUGAUUGAUUGAUUGAUUGAUUGAAAAACUGCUAAGCUUAUUACAGAGGAAAGUCUUUAAAGCCAUCUGGGCAAAAACGACAUCUAUGAUUGUUUCUAAAAAGAUUUUAGCUGUCUCAUUGCAUUUUCCUUGUGGUGCUGUGUUUAAUUCAAUCUGUAUCAAUUCUCUUUUGCAGACUGAAAUUGCUGGACAUGAGCCUCGUAUCAGGGCAGUAUGCGAUAAUGGUGUUCAGAUGAUUGACAACGGUAGGUAUUAAGAAAAUGAGUAUUUUUACAGGGAAAACGCAUGUUCAGAAUGAUUAAUAUUCAAACUUCAUGUUCUGUUCAACAUUCUGGUUGUUCAUUAGCCGAUUUGAGUGUGUUUAUUAACUGAGUAUAGCGCGGGAACCUAAGAGAGAAAUGUUAUCUUGGCAUUACUGCACUUUUCACAAAUAUGAGAAUUCUGAAGUUUAAAAGCCAACUAACGAUUGCAUUUUUCGCUGCCGUCAAUCAUCUCAACGGACCUCUUAGGAAACAAAGCUUAAACGGGUUUAAAAGGUCAUGGUUUUUGAUUUGUGAUUGGUGGAUUUCGAUCCGUUUUGUGUAUUUCUGUGUAAGAAGGUUUGUUGCUCGUGAUAGUAAUCAUUAUUAACAGCAGCAAAAAAUGCAAUUUUGAAGACGACUUUUGAACUUUAGAGAUUGCAUAUUUGUGAAAAGCGCAGUAACUUUUAAUAUUAUUGUAUAAAUUAUCAUUCCUUUGAAUUUGUUUACAUUGCUAUUUGGACAUAAAGAAAUUUUCACAACUUCUUGCUGCUGCUUCCAUCAUUGUUUGAUAAGGAAUCAUUUCCUUUGUAAUUCAGAGUGCUCACUGUGAAUAAAGAAAGUUCUAGAAACAGCAUGUUCUUUCUACAGCCAAUACGUCAUCAGUCUCUAAACCUUUACUUUUGGCCUGAGUAAUCUUAAAGUGCUGUGUUACUGUUGUGCUCUCCUAUCUGUUCAGUGAUGUUAUGGAUGACACUCUGAGUUACUUUGUGCCAUAACUGCUAAUGUCAGUUUCUGUUUUGCUGUAGGACAUUUUGCUUCUGAUGAAAUUAAAGAGAAGAUUGAUGAUCUUGAUCAAAAAUGGGUUGACUUUAAGGUGUGGUCCUUUUUCUCUUCAUUGCAACUUUUAUAGCUCUUUCAGGUGAUGAAAAAGCUGACUUCCCUUUGGUGACAAAGAACUUCAUUUUAGAAAACACAGUCAAAUCGUCUUAAUAUUGAUACCAAUGCUAGGGAAAAGUCCUUUAUCACAGAGGUGUGUUCAGAGAUUGUCGGAAUUUAGGCACCUUUGGGACAGAGAAAGCAUUUGCCUGUCGGGAGGCAUCCCCAUCUAUAGGGAGAAAUUUGACUGUACCUACACUUAAAGUGUUGUUCGGUGUACAUGUAAGAAAAUUUGGGGAAGGAGGGGAACAUAAAGGCAGACAAAAUAUUAAAAAUAUAUUGUGCUGUUUUAGGACAAGGCAGCUGCAAGGAAGAGUGACCUUGAUGAUUCUCUCCAAGCUCAUCAAUACCUUGCUGAUGUUGCUGAAGCUGAGUCAUGGCUGAAGGAAAAAGAACCAAUUGUCACCAGUGAUGACUAUGGCAAAGAUGAGGACAGUGCACAGGUAUGAAAUACAUCUACAUUCAUGAUGUCUUGGUUCUUUUUGUUUGUAGUUUUGCUAACAGUUAUAUUUUGUUUUCUUCUUCCAGGCAUUGUUGACCAAACAUGUUGCCAUCAUGUCAGACUUGAGAGCUUAUGGAACUGAAAUCGAUGGACUACGAGAACAAAGUCAAAACUGCAAGGUCAGUACUUUGGUCACGUUUUCUGUUGGAUUGCAAAUUCAACUCAGCUUCUUGAGACAUAGACUUGCCCUUUUCAAGUGUCUUAAGAAUGCCCAUGAUAUUUUUCAGAUGGAAAAAAGUUGUUUUUCUUUUAAUGUCUUAGUUUUAUAACAGCUAGUUUGACAGCUGAGGUGGAUAUACCUCUUGUAAUUUCUUGGAUAUAACCCAAGCUUAUUUUGUGAAAAAAUGUAAAAAAUAAAUCAAAGGGUUUAUUUUUUAAGGAAAAGUAUGGUUUCUGGGGUGCACAAAAAUAUCAUUAAAGUCUCAUAACUUGGCUUCUAUAUGUCGUAGCAAAAAACGUUUUUCAGCAUUUUACUCCUCCUCUAAUUCUCUUUCGGAUAUAAGUUUGACUGUGAAAUUAAAAAAUUCAUUUAACCUAUUUUGGUGAUGUCAGCCCUUGUGUCAUCAUAAUUUGACAUUUGGCAUCAAAUGAAAACUUAAAAUCACCUGGUCAACAAUUGAAGUCUAUCUGGAAAGUUUGGCCAAGAAAUGAAGAUAAAUGUAAAAGAUACAUAAAUUUAGUCUGUAUGACUGAUUUGAGGGGUGGUUUGGCCCCAGCAUGGAGUUCAAAAUAACCAGAGCAGAUGUGAAGGCUGGCUGUCAUUGAUGGACAUUGUUCGAAAUUGAAGCUGUUGAAGGGACAGACCACAUUUUCUGCUCUAAUUUCGAAACCUCCCUCUCCCCCCAUCAAAAAUCCAGUUUUAUUUUCAAAGUUUGAAGUUUUAUGCUAUUAUAAUUUCUUUUCUCAGGAGUCAGCUCAUAUCAGUGACCUCUCUGAUAAAGAAUGUGUAGUUGCACUGUAUGACUACCAAGAAAAGACUGCAAGGGAGGUAUCUAUGCAGAAGGGAGAUGUUUUAACGCUGCUGAACUCCAGUAACAAGGUCAGAUAUUAUCUGCAUGAAAAAUGGUUGCUGCUACAUUGACAUAUUUUACAUUUUUUGCAAUUUCUUUCAUUGAUCAUCUUACAAAAGACUACAAGUGGUUAAGUAUAAAAUUCUAAAUCUGGGAAAUUUGAUGGUCAUUCUAAUAAAUAAUAAAUUAUCAAAUUAAAAGAGCACUCUUAAGAGGCCUUAACUAUUCACCAUGUUGAACUGAAACCUUCAAUUCAUUAUGCUUUUUGUUUAAGUUCAAAAUAAUGACUAUCAAGUUUGUCAUACAUACACAGUUUAGUCAUCUUGUAUGCCAGUUGAUUGCUUUGCAAGAGGAAUGAUAUUGCAGUGCAUUAUGUUGCUGUACCAAAAUGGACAAGGACCAACAUUUUUCUGAAUCCUUGCUUUUACCCAUUUAUUUCAUAGGAUUGGUGGAAAGUGGAGACAAAUGACAGACAGGGUUUUGUUCCUGCAGCAUAUGUCAAGAGGAUUGACUCGCACAGAGCUUCCCAAGAGAUCCUUGCACAAGCUCCUGAAGUUGAUUCUGUUACACAGAGACAGCAGGCUUUAGAUGAAAAGUGAGUGUGUGCUGAUUAAUACACUUCUGCUACCUUGUACCAUAUUACUUUUUAUUGUCCAGUUUGCACUAGGAUGUAACCUUUUUGUGACUAAGGCGCGGUUCAGAAGCCAUACUUCUCAUGCUCUGAGCCACAUCAAACACAAUGAAUUAAGUUCAUGAGAAUUACAGCAUCUGAAUCUAUUCAACACGGCUAAUUGAAUGCGGAUUGCUCAUGCCUGGCUCAGCUGGGAGUAGUGGCUCUGGAACGACAUUGAUUCAGACAUCAAACUUCUUGAGCUGAAACAAAUGCAUAAAUUUUUACAAAGCAGGUUACCAAAAUUCGCCCAUUUUUUUUCCCCAUUUAGUUCCCAUAGAAUUAAAGAUCAGCUUCUGAAUAAAUUCAGCUGUCGUAAAUUAAUUUGAGUCAGCCUAAAAUGGAAUUUGAUUUGGCUUAUGUAAACUACAGCGUCUGAACUGGUGCUAAGUAUCCUCAAAACUUGAUCAAACAAUAGGGAUUAAUUGAUAAGUAAACACCCAUUUCAUAGCAUUACUUUUGUAAACUCAAUCCUGCAUCAGGUGUUAAAGGAAAACCAGUUGCGACAUGUUUACUCAUUAGUUUUCUGUUUCUUAUUUGUGUGACAGGUAUCAAGACUUAAUGGACAAAGGAGAGGAUCGUAAAAAGAAAUUGGAGGACUCCAUUCAGCGUUACUCUCUCCUGAGAGAUGCUCAUGAGCUAGAGUCCUGGAUUAAUGAUAAGGUCUAAACUGAUUGAUUUACAGUGGGACUAUUGUAACCGGGGCCACUUAGACAAAGGUGACCAAUCAGAUUACAGGAAAAUAACAAUACAUUCCAAGAAAGUUGGUUGUGGGCCAAUCAGGAGCUCGUAAUAAAAGAAUAAGUUACUUGAAGCACAAAAUUUAAACUUGAUAGCAAACGUUAUUCAAACUUUGUUUUUCUGUUCGAGACUUUACAUAUAACUCCCAGGAGACAUAUUUGUCUGAUAGAAGCUGUUGUUUCGUCAUCUACCAGCAACCAUUGCUACCAUUGCUCCACAUUGCAAUAACAUCAUGACCUAAAGUCAAAAAUUAAACUAACGUUUACGGUUGCCUGCGUCAUUGACUCUAACAGACCUCUCAGGAAACACAGGCUUUUUUUCAACGGGUUCAAAAGGUCAGGUCUGUAGGUUGUAAUUUGUUGAUAUCGAUCUAUGUUGUUUAUUUUGAUUAAGAUUGACUACUAACUUUCUCCGAAUGUAUUAUUUUCCUGUAAUCUGAUUGGUCCUGGUUAUAGAAGUCCCGCUGUAACAGAUGUUAUUCAAUCCUUGAAUAGAAAUGAAGCAUCACGCACAAACAAGUAUUCUUUAACAUAUAAAAAGCUAGGCUACAGAGACUUAACUGUACGGAGUCUUAAACAUUUACAAUAUUUUGUACUGAGACACCAGCAUCCCUUUUAGACAAUAUGUCUUGUACUAUUAAUAGUAUUUAUUAGUGUUAUUAUUAAUAUUAAUAUUUAUUACACUAAAACUCCUGCUAAAUAAGUGAUGCAUGAAUGCUUCAAAUUUGUUCUAACAGCCGUACAAACAAGGCUUGGAAUUAAAAAGGACUGUAGUAAUCAUACUCACAUGCUCAACAUUUUGAUAUCGAAAAAAAUAAGUUUUUUUAUGCCGCUAGUUAUUGGAGUGCUGACAUUUGGUGGGUAUAUUCCCUUUCAGGAAGCCAUUGUAACUUCUGAAGAGGUCGGAAAGGAUUUUGAGCAUGUUGAAGCACAACAAAAGAAGUUUGAUGACUUUGAGAAGGUAUGUGAUAAUGAUUGUACUCACUUAGCAGGGUCUUUUUUGGUAACUAACAUGAAAUAAUGUGCUUUUUACGUAGGACAUGAUCUCCAAAGAGGUUCGCAUCAGAGAGCUGACUAUACUUGCUGAGAAGUUGAAGGUUGAACACUAUUCUGAAUAUGAAAUGAUCCGUGAAAUGAUUGAGGUAAGGCCAGCUGAUUGAAAAAAUAACUGACUGACUGACUGAAUGUUCAGAACAAAUAAUUUUUUUUUCCUGGACCGUAAAUUUUAAUUUUGGCUCACCAUUUUACUAUCUCACUGAAAUAAUAACCCACUGAAUGACUAACUGUGAACUGAGUGUCUGACCAGUAGAAUGCUUGCUCACUGACUAUAAAAAGGACAAUUAUAUAUUAUUUUAUUGACUUCAUUAUGUCAUUUAUUUUAACUCCAAACUGUGGCAUUGCACUAUAAUUAAUUGAGCAGUCCCAAUCAUCUUCAUCUAACAUCUUGACUUACCAGUUCACUCUAUCAGUAGGUUAAUUGUUUGAUGACUGAUCAAUAAAAUGGCCUAACAAGUCAUAUAAAAUGAUUAUAUUUGCAUCAAAGCAAGUAAAAUAACUGUAUUUUAUGAGGUGUUGGCUUUCCUUUAACAGCGACUAAAUCAGAAGUGGAAGAACCUAGUGGUCAUGUCUGAACAAAGGAAAGAAAACCUUGACAAUGCCCAGGAGAUUCAAAGAUUCCACAGGUAAUGGACACUAAAGGUUUCCACUGCAUUUUAAAUUUACACUUUGCUUUCUUGGCCAUACUGGGUUUGUCCCUUGAAUCUAGCCAAAAGAUACUAUCCUCUGCUUCUCAAUUCUGACUCGUUUGUGGUACAAAGACAUCUAAGAUCUCUAGAUUGGUAACUGGGGUGAAAACACACUUUUGAGGAAAUCCUGGCAAAAAGUAUGAGAAACAAGGAACUCAUUAGGAUGUCUGGCCAUUUCUUAAGAUCCUCACAAAAUAAAAACUAUCACUACAAAACAUUGUCUUGGUUAAUAGUAAUGAUCUUCUAAAGUAAGGUUGUUUUUGACUCGAUUUUGUAACAUUUUCUUGUGUGAGAAAAGCAAAUUUUAUUUUGUGUCUUUAUACUAAAUGAUUGUGUGGUGUUUUUAGGGAUGCUGAUGACACUAAAGCUUGGAUCUCGGAAAAAGACACAGCACUGUCUACAUCAGAUUACGGCCGUGAUUUGGCUAGUGUCCAGGCCUUGCAGAGAAAGCAUGAAGUGUUAGAGCGAGAUUUGGCAGCUUUGGAAGAGAAGGUUUGAUAAACAGUUGUUAAAGUGUGGUUUGCAAAUACGCCAAAUUUGGCGUAUUUUACGCCAAAAUUGUUCAGAUGACUCCACGGAGGUUACGGAGGGAGUCACUUCGACUUCAGAAAUUUUCGGUAACAAACAGGGAGCCACUUCGACUCCAGAAAUUUUCGGUAACAAACAGUUUUGUCCCUACCUUUUUCACAACAAAUGCAAUUUACGUUAAUUGUAAACGUUGUAAACCUUAAUUAAAUCAUCAAAAUUAAAGAAUGAUACUGCACGACAAAACAGGAAGAGGGUAAAUUACGAUCAAAGUUUACUUGAUGACCGCCAUCAUGGAUUUGAGCUUUCUAGGUCAGUGGACCCCAACAGCUACACCGUGUAUCCAUCACGAUAGUUAUUCAUGCCAGGACCACGUGCUGUAAAGUCUGAAAAUGGCUUUUUUCUUUGUGAUACUUGACUCCAAAUUUUCCAAAAUGACUCCAAAAUUUGUGAAGCGGAAGUCACAGUGACUCCACUCAUCAAUAAAAUUUGCAAUCCCUGUUUUUAGCAUUGCAGAAGCAUGCCACUUCCAAAGGCAUAGAGUUAUAAUUUCAACAAUGCUCUGUAUGCUGGAUUUUUUCCCACCAGGUUCGAGAAUUGAAUGUGGAAGCAGCUAAACUGACCUCCAGCCACCCGAAUGCUGCGCAGGACAUUGAAUGGAAGAGACAUGAAUUAGAAGAGGCUUGGGCAAGCUUACGUGAACAGGUCUGUUGCUUACUCCUUUGUUUCACAGUGAAAACUAAAAAGUUAUUGUUUUCAGUUGAAAUAUUUCUUUUCUUUUCUUCUUUUUAUUAGGCUGCUGCAAGGAAGGGCAAGUUAAGAGAUUCAUAUGAUUACUUUAACUUCCUCAAUGAGUUUAGGUAAGUUUGAUUUCUACCUUUUCCAGUCUCCAGGCUAUGCCUUAGCAGAUCUCAGUACAAUGGCCCCUUACAGCUUAUUUCCGACUUGUGAAUUAGUGUUGUUUGCCAUUUUUAGAGAUCUCAUGUCCUGGAUCAAUGGUAUCAUGGCUCUUGUUACAUCAGAUGAACUUGCUAAAGAUGUGGCCAGUGCUGAAGCCCUCUUGGACAGACACCAGGUAAUAACAUACCACAAGUAUAUGGAGACCACCCUUGUCUUAUUUAAACAGAGCAAAUGGCACACAUUCAAGUAUACAUAUGAGUUUUUGUCUGUUGAACUGUGUUAGGUAACAAAAUACCCUAUUAACAAGGAUAGUAUUAAAAAGUUUAAGUGAUAACUAAACGUAAGGUCCUAGAAAACUUUAAAGGGUCGUGAAAAAGUUAUUGAAAGUUGCGGAAUUUGAAGAGAACAAAAUGUUACAAACCCUGAAAUACUGACUGGACUUGAAGAGCCAUUGGAGCACUGUCAAUGAAGUGCAUGUACAUGACUUGAAGACAAGAUACUAGCAAUAAUUACUAGUGAUCAUGAUACUGUGCUGUCACUUAACUUCUUCUCCGGACUGAUGAAGACUAAGUUAUUUGAUCAAAAUAUACCAGAUCUAUCCCUAUUGCUCUUAGUUUUGUCUUUGUCUAAAAGGUGGCAACAGUUUAAUAUUUUCAUAGAGGGAUUUUCUUCAUGAAUAAGAGUGGUUUUCUUUAAAUGCUGAAAAAAUGGUUAAAUACAGGAACACAGAGCAGAAAUUGAUGCACGUGAUAGUACUUUCCAAGCUUUUGAAGAUUUUGGCAAAGAGUUACUGGACAAAGAACACUAUGCCAGUCCUGAUAUCCGUGAAAAAUUGGACACAAUGGCUAAGGAGCGAGAAGAACUUGAAAAGUAAGUGUCCCUAUUACACUGUGUGCAAAACCUGGCCGAAUCGAAAAUAUUGCUUUUGCUUGUGGCUUGUAAUGUACUUGCCGUUUGGGGAGCGAAAAGGAUCUCUAUAUACAAGGCCUGAGAAUCAGUAGACUUGCUAAAUACAUUUUUCUUAACAGCUCUUGGGAUAAAGCAUCUGCCCUGUUUUUGAUUUGCUGGGGGUUUGUUGUCUGUAGACGACUCAGGAUUUUCAUUUGUGCCAAUGAGAUAAUGAGUCUCACAGCUGCUCAAUAAACAGGCAUAUGUCUGCCAGCAUUUUGGAUGUUUUGAAAUGAGCCGGAAGCAAUGUUUCAUUAAUUUUAAGUUCUAUAAAGACAGGUCUACUGUGUCUGAAUGUCUGUUUUCCUUAUGCAUUGGAAUGCGUUAAUUACAGGGCUUGGGCUGCUCGCAAGCAGAGGCUUGAUGAAUGCUUUGAACUGCAGGUCAGUAGAAUUACUCUAGCCUGUUCUGUGUACGAUUUCUUCUUUACCUAUACUCUUUGAUAACUUAGCCGUUUUACUCACUCACUCACUCAUCCUCUUCAUCCCGGCUGGAACAUAAGGCUGCAAUCAAACGUCGCCAUUCAACCUUGUCCUGAGCUUUGGACCCAAUUCCUCCAGGUCUUUCAUCACUAUUCUCCUCCAGGUGGUUUUUGGCUGGCCUUUUUUCCUCUUCCCAGUUGGAGACCAUCUCAGGGUUAACUGUCUCACUAACACAACCUAUCUGGUUAAAUCCAACAGCUGUUCAACCGUGAUGCUGAGCAACUGGAGCAGUGGAUGGCCACCCGUGAGGCAAUCAUUCAGAGUGAAGAUGUUGGAGAAGCAGCUGAAGGUGCAGAAGCUCUUAUUAAGAAGCAUGAAGACUUCACCAAGACUCUGGCUGUUCAGGAUGUGAAGAUCAAUGCUCUGAAGGACAAUGCAGAUAAGCUGAUUGAAGCUAAUCACUAUGACUCUCCGGCAAUUGCAGAGAGGAUUGCUACUGUUUUGGCUAGGUAAUAAAACAGUCUUUCUUUUCUCUCACCAUUGCAACGACAGCUUUUUUUAAAAAAUUUAUUUGCAGGUCCCAUUCCUAUUCGUGAUAUAAAAUUUUACUCCACUUACAACUUUUUUCAGAACACUUUAGGAAUCCAAUCACCUUCUUGUAUAAUAUCAAAAAACGGCUGGAGCAAUGAACUUAUGCAUUGGUGGACCACCAAAUUACUUCCCCAGGUUCAAAUACAGAUAUUUAAACAAGAAAACCAUCCCCACUCCCCCCACUUCUGGUCAUAUUCUGUUCACAAGAGCGUUGUAGUUAACGUGUAGUUAACGUGUAUUUAAUACACGUUAACUACAAUUCUCUUGUGAACAGACAUCUUGCUGAUACAGAAAACUUAGAGUUGUCAGAGUUGGUCCCUGCCUUUCUUUACUCCCUUUUACACCUCUGAGAUGGACACUUAUUGCUGGCCUCAAUGGUUUCUGUCUUAAAAGGAGUUGACUGUAGUCCCUUUCAACAAUGUGUAAAGUAGAAAAUGUGUACUGUAUCAUAACCCUUGUAACGCUACCUUUAUCAUAACAUGUACAAAGGUAUCAUUGCAACUCUAGUUGUAACUGCUUGUCUAAUGUUCUUUCCACUUAUUUUGCUCUGCAGGUGGGCUACACUAAAGGCAGCACUUGUUGAGCGUCGUUCCAAGCUGGGUGAAUCUAAAACCAUUCAGCAGUUCAGCCGUGAUGCUGAAGACAUUGAGGCUUGGGUCAGUGAAAAGCUGCAGACUGUUCUGGAUGAAUCUUACAAAGAUCCAACCAACCUACAGGUGCGAUUCAGUUAUGUUUAGCUUGAGCUCAGUCAUGUUCAUCAUCAUAUUAUUGCUGCAAUAGCUUUAUGCAGGGCAGCAGACAGAUAGUAAAUGAAAUGAUCAGCCAUAAUGGAUGUAGUUUUCUGGCAAAUUGUUCUUCUUAUUGCAAUCUCUGGAGAAUAUUGUGAACAAUGCACAAGACAAUUCUCUGGCAAUUAUAUUGAACUGUUACCUUUUAGAUGAGGGGAAGUUUUUUUUAUUCAGUCUUUUAGAAAACUUUUAUGUUUUUGUUUUUUCAGUCCAAGUUCCAGAAGCACCAGGCAUUUGAAGCUGAAGUGUCAGCCAAUCAAGAGCGGGUUUUAGAGACAAUCAACUUGGCAGAAGGUAAAAAUGAUAUUCUUCAAACGCAAAGUCUUACUCCUGAGCCAGAUAUGGAGAUGUGUUGAGGUUGUAACUUUUAUUUCACUUGGUGAAAUUCUUUGCUCUGACCGGCCAAUUAAAAUCUUUUCAACAGGAUCCCUUCUCCAUGGUAUCCGGCCUUUUUCAGUAUUAUAAGAAUGAAACAACUUUAAGUUUUGUGUUUCAGGAGAAGAUUAAGUGCUUUCUCAUCUUAAGGACUUUUUGAAAGUAGAAUUCCAGCAAAUUUUAUGAUGGCCACAUCCCAGUGUCUUUUCUGCUUCCUGAUAAAGUGGAGCUGGUUACACGAAAACAGGUGUUGUUUUUGCUGACUUUUUCCUCUUUUCUGUGCAGGUCUUAUUGAACAACGGAAGUGUGCAGGAAGCGAGGAGAUUGUUAAGGAAAGAAUCACUAAACUUCAACAGCAGUGGGAAUACUUGGUACAGAAAUCCAGCGAGAAAAGCCAGCACCUAAAGGAAUCUAAUCAGCAACAACAGUUCAACAAUAAUGUCAAAGAGUUGGAUUUCUGGCUUGGAGAGGUAAGAUAAAAUUCCCUGACCUGUGGAGUUGUGUUGGCAGAUGAGACCACUCAGAAGUAACUUGAAGGUUUAUGCAAGGGACAAUGAAGUCUUCAGUGUCAUACGCAAGACACCAACUGUCUGGAGAGGCUAGUUUUGUGUGCUCAAAGCUUGGAUUGUUCAUUACUGGACGAAACAGCACAGGAACCCUUAGGGCGCCAGUCAGUAUUAGCCAGCCAGACCGGUCAUUUCAAAAAUGAAAUAGGCCAUCUUAAAGAGUUUUUCUAAAAAACACGCCAUCAACCCCAUGCAUAUUAUUCAGCAAAUGACUAAUUUGGCCAGACAGAUUUGAUUAAAAGUGAAACUCUCAUAAUGACAGGAUUGGUCUGGCUGGCCAGUUCUGACAAAUGGAAAGUUCCCUUCGUUUGUACCCAUGGAGAUCAAGAGAGAAUGCAAAGGAGGCAAUGUCUUUCAUGGUGGAGAAGGAGGAUUAGGAAAAAAACAGCGGUAGUUCCUAGUUGUCGUUGUAUAAUGAUUAAAGCUCCCUUUACAUUUGUAUACAAAUUAGCUGGAUCACCAAGUUACUUAUGAACCUUUUAUCUUGUUAUUUUAGGUAGAAGCAUCCCUCUCUCAAGAUGACUAUGGUCGUGACUUAGCAAGCGUACAGAAUCUGAUGAAGAAACACCAGCUUGUUGAGGCAGAUAUUGCUGCCCAUGAAGUAAGUAUAAAGUGGAUGAUAAGCUAGAAUGUUGCUGUUUAAAUUUCUGCCAAAAAUGUCGCAUUUUUACUUUGCCGACUUACAAAAAAAUCUUUUAUUUUUCAGGAUCGUAUAACAGAUCUGCAGGCUCAAACUCAGCAUUUUGCCGAAGUUGGUCAUUUUGAUGCCGAUUCCCUACAGGAUAAAUCUCGUGGCAUUGCCGAGCGCUAUGACAAGUAAGUUAACCUGUCAUACUUACAAGUUACAAUGCUUGUGAAACAUUCUGCUCAUCACUACAAGACAGCCAACUCGAACUUUCUGCUGCGGAUAGCAGUCGCUUGCUACCCUCUGGCUAAUUUCUCACUACCUUUCAGCCCUAUUUCUCCUUUUUCCCUCCCUACACCCCCCACCCCCACCACACUCACAAACACACUCCCAAACAGUCAAAGGCAGUGGUAUUAGACAUGAUGAUUUUUUGUAGGGUGAAGGACAUGGCUGAAGAUCGCCACAAGAAACUGGAUGAGUCCAAUGCUCUGCACCAGUUCUACCGGGAUUUGGAUGAUGAGGAGUCCUGGAUUAAGUAAGUUAUUCCUCCAAACGUUGUGAAGUGCUUAAAAAAUUGUCAUUAAUUCGUGAGAGAAAUGUAAAGGACAUUUUUUGUGUGAUGAAGGUCUGUAAAUGUAGUAAAAUGUGGCGGAGUUUUAUAGCUCUAAAAAAUGGUCAGAUCUACAGGAAGGUUUUUGAAACCUUUUCCAACGUGAGCAUUGUGUUAUUUUGGCUCCUACGAUAUUUUUUCUUUUGGAUUUAAAUUAUACUUUAAGGCUAACUUGGCGCUCAUGUUGUAAGCAUAACAUAAAAUGUGAUGUUAUUUUUUCAUCAGGGAAAAGAAGUUGUUAACAAGCUCUGAAGAUUAUGGCAAGGACUUGACUGGAGUGCAAAACCUGCGUAAGAAACACCAACGACUUGAAGCUGAACUUAACAAUCAUGAAGCAAGGAUUCAGGUGAAAAUCUCAUUUUUCAUUUAACUGUUACUGUAAAUGCAGUGAAUGGAGAAUUUAGAUUCUUAAUCACAUUUGUUUCCUUAUAGGCUGUCCUGGCAUGCGGACAUAAAUUUAUUGAUGAAGGUCACAGCAGCUCUGAUGAGAUCAAGGCCCGUUGUGAUCAGCUUCAGGAAAACUGGGAUGAGCUCAAGAAUCUUGCUGAACAAAGGUGCUGUACCAGGAUAGUCUAAGAUAACGUCACAAAGUGUUUCCUCCCUAAACAGAUUCUGCUUUUGCAAUGCUUUGUCAGUACAGUGCUGUGUCGGCUGCACCUCGUACAGUACUUGAAUUUAUUGUUUAUUCUACAGCCAACGUUCCUGUUUAUGUACUUAAAUAUCAGUCUUUAAUUAACCCUGACUUGAAUCAUGUAUACUAACGUAGAGCUCAAUCAGCUCUACCAACUAGAGCUGAUGGUAUGGUUGCCCAACAGUUAAAUGGUCUCUAUUGUUGGUUCUGCGUUAGAGGUUGACUUGUAAACCAGCAGCUCAGUGUUCUAAGUUAUUCGGUUGCUUUGAUGGAACUGUCUUAGAUUUGUGUUGGUUUUAUUUCUUUAGACAGCACAAGCUGGACGAGUCUCUUGCCUACCAACAGUUCAGUGCAAAUGUGGGUGAAGAGGAAUCCUGGAUCAACGAAAAGAAUACUCUUGUUGGUAGUGACGACUAUGGUGACACGCUGGCUGCUGUUCAGGUAAGAAUUAAAUUCACAUAUUGUAUUCACUCGAUUUAACGCUGCUCUCGAAGAAUCGCCGUCUGUGGAAGUAAAAUUACCAAUAAACGACGCCCUUGAAUAAACGCCCCUCCCAAUCAAAAGAAUGCGGCUUAUAUUCGAGGAUUAUAAUAAAAAAACGGUACAACUUUGUUUUAUACACCAUUCAGGUAAUCACGAUUCUAUAUAUCUCAACAAAAAUAGCGAGACAUUGAAACUUUUAACAUCUUUCUUAUUUACGUAAUAUGUGCAAAUGAUUUAUCGUAAUUGUUGGCAGUGAUCUAAGACAAAAACGGAAACACUCCAAAUCUACUAAACGCCGCGGUGUUUAAUGGAAUAAAUACGGAAUCAAACACAGAAUAGACCGUAUAUAUCGGUAUGAAUUGACUUGAUUCAAUAAAGGUUGUUUUGGGCGUUGGGCAACUGCCAUUGCGCAUUGGGAAGCUAUUGUUUGGCGGUCACUCACGCAGAUUAUUGCAGUGGGUAACCAGUUCCAUAUCCCCAAAUCCCCAAUUUCAACGUUCCAUUGCCAAAGUAACCUUUAUUGAAUUAGGUAUAUUAACGCUUAUCAUUUUAAGUUUUCUAAACCGUUUUAAAUACAGUAGGAUUCUUUGAUGGAAACAAACGUAACUUUUUCUUGAUUUUAACCAGGGUCUUCUUAAGAAACAUGAAGCAUUUGAGACUGAUCUGGAGGUUCAUAGGGAGAGGGUGCAGGACAUUGACGAUUCUGGAAAUAAGCUGAUUGAAAAGGUUAGUCAUGAAGUUCACUUCAAUAAUGCUUUGUGAUAGUUUCACCUCCAAGGAAGCCCAAUAUUUAUUAAGAAAAAAAAUGUUUCCACUCCGCAAAAUCCUUCCAAUGCAGACAUUACCACUAAUUUAAUUUACGACAGAUGAAGUUUUGUUAAGUAGCAAUGUGGUCGACGGAUUUGCCUCUGAGGCUUGGUCGGAAGUCGUGUUUUCAGAGCAAACUCUGUGAGUACUCUUGAGUAUAAAUGUAGCGUCCAUGGGAUGCUAAUGUAAGGAAAUAUAUUUUUUCGUCUUUUCAGGGAAAUCACCAAUCUGAACUGAUUGAACACAGGAUUUCAUCCAUUAAGGUAAUAACGUUUGUUUAUCUUUCUGUAGUCAUCAUUUCCACUUAUCCUACAACAAACCUCUUUUGACUGCUCUUUUUAGCAACAAACGAGUGUCGUCUUUAUUUAUUUUAAUUGUCUUUAUUUACUGUUUCGUUUAUUUUUGCGUAUAGAGCAAGCUGCAGGAAUUGGAGAGGAUGGCAUCCUAUCGGAAAUCCAAACUGAACGACAACUCAGCUUUCUUGCAGUUCAACUGGAAGGCAGAUGUUGUAGAAUCAUGGAUUGGUUAGAGCUACAUUUGUUUAAUUUGUUCUUCUAAAACCUGUUUGAGUUAUAUUUCAUUCAUUUUCCCAUUUCUCAAACUCUAUGUUGUUCGGACGUGUCCUUUACUGCUUUGUCCAAAGCGGGACUAAAAGUUAAAUGUUAUCCGGAUGGAGACUCAAAGUGCCAGUGAAUCAACGAAGCUAUUAACGCAAUUUCGCCGAAUUCAUACGGUGGGAACUGACCACCUUAUUUAGUGAACAUAAAAAUAACCGCUUAGAACAUUCAAGGAAGGCUUAAAUGACAUAGAAAAUACAAAAGGGCACUGAUGGAGAAAAUUGAAGAAGAUUAAAACAGAUCACAAUCGGGGUUUUUGAAAAUUGUUCGGCCUUAUAGUUUUUGAAAGUUUAUCGCUGUUUUGUUUUACUUAUACGUAAUUCUUGGCGGACAUAUUUGUUUGUUAGCAAGUUGUGAUUUUGCCAUUUACAAUAACUUCUUCCCUAACGUUGAUUUCCAUGGCGAGUGACCAUAGCAAGCGAAGUGGUCUCGACUGUCGUGAUGCUGUCUUCCAAGAACUUUGUAACUGUCAUAUAUGGUUCUAGACUAAGGUGCCUUUGUUCACAGUGUCUGUUAAAAGUGCUCAACAAAUUCUUUAUCUUUUGUAGGUGACAAGGAAGGAAUAGCUCGGUCAGAUGAUCUGGGACGAGAUUUAUCUUCUGUGCAGACUCUUUUCACCAAACAGGUUUGUGACAUGAAGAAAGGCUAUUUGCACAUGUGCGUUUUACCGUUUAUGCCUUCAUAUUUUAUAACUUAGUAUUUGUAUUUUAGGAAACUUUUGACUCUGGUCUCCAAGCGUUUGAAAACGAAGGAAUCGCACGCGUGACAGUGCUGAAGGAUGAGCUGGUCCAAUCACAACACGAACAGACACCUGCCAUCAUUAAACGUCAUGAUGACCUUAUUAGGAGGUAAGAAACUCCUCUACCCAAUGGCUGACGAGCGUGAUAGCCUUAUUUGGAAACGUCCUUUUAGCAUAACCAAUCACUCGCCACCUAAGUAGACUUGACACUCAUCGCUAGGCUAAACUUGGAACAUUUGAAACCAAGAUGGCCGCCCGUAACGCAAAGCGCUCGAUCUCGACGAUCGAAAAAUAGGGGACUGUGAACAGUCUAAGUAACGCGAAGGCUUACCCCUGUCCCCCAUCCCCUGUUCCCUGUUCCCCGCCCCCCUCACGGGACAAGAGAGACAAAGGGCCCUGUUUUGUUUAAUAAGCAACGCCAAUACAUUGCUGUUGUUAUAUUUCUAGGUGGGAACAGCUUUUGGAAGACUCUAGGACUCGUAAGGAAAGGCUUCAACAUGCACAGGAUCAGUACAAGAAGGUAAAUGAAAGCUGCACGGUUAUUUCCCUGCAAAGUCGUGAAACUGUUGACAAGUGUUUAUUUCUUUGUUUAUUAAUAAUUAUUUAAGUAUAGGUUAAAUCGAACUGGAAUUGUGUCAGCUACAGCUGUGCGAAAUUACUUUGAAGCUAAAAAGCUGACCUCGUGAAGUCAUAUCGUGAGUGUGAUCGUACUUCGUAACCUCGUAAAACGUGAAAUCUUGAGUGUUAUCGUGGUACCAUUGCAGUACAGGUAAUCAUCGUGUAUCUGUCUGUUUAGGUUGAGGACUUGUUCCUGUUGUUCGCCAAGAAGGCGUCUGCUUUCAACAGUUGGUUUGAAAAUGCAGAGGAAGACCUAACUGAUCCAGUGCGAUGCAACUCUGUUGAAGAAAUACGUGUAAGUAGCAAAUACGUUUCUAUAUCAUUGGGGUUGUUGGUACUCUGACAAUGCCACUACUAUUAGGAUGUCUUAAGGCUUUUUAUUAGGAAAAAAAGAAGAUACCUUCAAUCGAACGAACUGUUCAAUUGAAGUGUUCGAACUAUUCGUUUCGGCUAGCGAUUUUCCCCAGGGUUCGUGUCGAAGCGUCACGUGCAUUUACGAUAACGAACGCAGCGGGCUCUUAGAUGGUGGGGAAGGCGGAAAGAAAAAGUGAGCAGGAAAACACCACGAGGGUUUUCCUUCUCCGCUCUCAAUUUCGGGCCAUUUUCCACUAUCUGAACUCCUGCUGGGACAGGUUAUAUUGCCAGAAGGUGCUACAGCAGGUCCAAACUUACAAUUAACGCCUUUCUUGUCCCACAAGGCUUUGCAAGAUGGGCACACUCAGUUCCGAGCGUCUCUGGACCAAGCUGAGGAUGAUAUCAUGAUGUUACGUAAGCUGGAUCGGCAGAUCAAGAGCUACAAUGUCUCCAUAAACCCGUAAGUGAUUAAACACUUAGAGGAGAGUUGGACGCUGUUGUCUCUCUGUUUAAGACAUGAAGUUUCUAACAACAUGAAAACGCUAAUAUUUGACGCUUUUCAUGUGUUUAGGUACACCUGGUUCACAAUGGAGGCCUUGGAGGAUACCUGGGAAAAUCUACAGAAGAUAAUCGAGGUUUGUAUUUUUACAUCUGAGAUUUGCCUUUUUUUAUUCAAAUGAAUUUUGUGCAAAUAGCUGCGACUCUCCUAUUGGCGUUUCCGCAGUCCGGGUAACAAUUACAUCAUCAAGUUAAUUUUAUAAAGAAGUGAAAGACCCUUAACAACAAAUGGCAAAACAGUUCUGCUCUGCUUUCCGUCAGAGUUUUAACAUAACGAUCACCAGUGAACUUUACGAAAAAAAAGCAUAUUCGAGUCGCUGACCCCUAGCGCGGGAAGAACGCGUACAAUCAAGUUAUUAUUGGUUAAGAGGAUUUGGCGGGAAGUUUUUUUUUAUCCAAUUGUUAAGAACAGCAAAUGCAAAUCAUCAUCCACAUACCAGCACGCGCACAGAAAUACCGCUUCAUUAUUCGAACUCAACUCCUUGAACAGCUUUUGACAUUUUAUGCUGACUUGUUUACGCUUGGUAAAGACAUGAAACACUUCGAAAUUCGAGCGAUAUUCACUACUCUAAUAAAGCCGCAAAUUAGUCGAUCUCAUAAAAGACUGCAAACACGAACUAACAUUCAGCACUCAUUUUAAACCGCUACUGGACCAAAGUAUUGUUAUCAAUAUCUUUAACUUUUUGUUUAGGAGCGCGAGGAUGAUCUGCGCAAGGAAGCUCAGCGUCAAGAGUACAAUGACAAUCUGAGGCAGGAGUUCGCUCAGGCAGCCAACGCCUUCCAUGCUUGGCUGACUGACACGAGGUAAGAAAAAUCGUUAGCAAAUACAAAAUUGGAUACGUCGGAGCUUCUUAACCUGCGCCACAGACGAAACUAAACCUCUGGUUAAAUUUGUCCGUGGGCCAGUGUUAGCCUUCUCCGAGGCAUCACUGUCCUGUUUUAGAAAGUGAGUCGGAGAAUGGGGAGAGAACGGACAGGGAGGGUGAUGCCUGCCAAAUAUCGACAAGGUGAUGACCCUCUGUGCAUUUUGACUCGCGCAUUCAAAGCCAGUUUGUGUACGGCAUAGUGGGGAAAUUUUGAGGGACAAAAGCCGUUUACCGUGACCUACAAUAGUUUGUUUAGUCUGUCGAAAGGAAAAUGCCGUUGGAAAACUUAUCCAGGAUGUUGCUUCAUCUGAAUCCUCCCGCACCAGCAAAUAACCUAUUUAUACUUUUCUUACUCGUAAAACUUUCUACGACGCAGGCUAGAACUUCCUCGUCGAAUGCUAGUAUCUAAAAUCCUAUCUUGGCAGUAUUUUGUUGACGCUUCUCUUUGUUUCAGGGUUGCAAUGGUUGAUGGGCAAGGGGACCUGGAAGAUCAGUUGGCAGAGGUGAAGAAAAAGAGUGCUGAGAUCGCUGAUAGGAAAGAGGACCUUAGGAUCAUUGAGGAUCUUGGGGCUCAGAUGGAAGAAGCUCUCAUCUUGGAUAACAAGUGAGUUAUAAUCCUUGACCGUACCCUUAAGGGCUAGAGAAAAUUUUCUUCCGUCUGCGUUGUCUUUUCUUGAAAAGGUGUGGUACAGAGUCUAGCGUGUCUCGUGCCUUUUGUUUUCACGUGAUUAACAUCUGAUGUUUUUCUGAUGUGCACUUGAUUUGUUGUCUAGAUACACGGAGCAUAGCACAGUAGACCUUGCUCAACAGUGGGAUCAGCUGGAUCAACUUGCCAUGCGCAUGAAACACAAUCUGGAACAACAAAUCCAGGCCCGCAAUACAACUGGUGUGUCCGAAGAAACGCUCAAAGAAUUCACCAUCAUGUUCAAGUAAGUUGUGGUUGUGUCUUCGCUUGUUUAAAACUUUUAAAUUAGCUUUAAAUGUCAGUUGCAGAAUUUUGAAAUUCUAAAAACUACAUGGUAAAUAACUUCUCCCUCACGCUCACUCAACUGUGCAAACUUCAUCGUGAGUUAUUUUUGGCUCCAAAAGCGAGAUGUUUGACCUGUGAUUUCAACGGUGCUUUUAAAGGACAGGUCGUUGUCUUGAUCAAGGAAACGUUCUUUUCAAAAACAGAUGUUAAAUUUCUUUCACCUUCUAUCAGUAAGAUGCAUUGAUUGUAACUAAAAUUCAUAAAGUACACUUAAACCAGGCGUUUCAGUCUUUUUUGGCUGGUUAGAGGUGAAGGGAAAUUUUUACAUUCUACUUGCUUUGAAAACUGUUAUGCUCUUUACGUGAAGUGUUCAUAUUUGGCUCAAUUUAUAUCUCUUUACCAGACACUUUGACAAGGACAAAACUGGCUAUCUGGAUCAUCAGGAGUUCAAGUCGUGCCUGCGGUCGCUUGGUUAUGAUCUGUCUAUUGUGGAGGAGGGCGAGGAAGAUCCUGAGUUUGAAGCCAUUCUUAGAACGGUGGAUCCCAACGGGUGAGAAUAUGAAACAGGAUAAUGAUCUGGCAUACAUGCACAUAUACAAUAGUUACGUUACAGUGUAGUUCUUCUUUACUGCCCUACGCUGGUCCCGAAAUAUUAAAACUGUCUUAUGUUUCUUCAUUAAUAUCACCAUGCAUUCGACUUUGCUGAUUCCAGCAGUGAGAACCGGCUGGACGGUUGAUGACCUAUAACACUGUUACUGACUACCAACUGUUUCUUUUUGUGUGUAGUGAUGGUGUUGUAUCAAUGGGAGAGUACAUGUCUUUCAUGAUCAGCCGUGAGACAGAAAAUGUUGGCUCCAGUCAAGAGGUCAUCAACGCCUUCAAAGCACUCACUGAGGGUGGAAAACGUCCGUACGUUACCGAGGCAGAGCUUUACCAGGUAAUUUGUACAACUUUGCUAGUCUACUGUAGGUACGGAUUAGAGUGCAAUGGAAUUGCAGAGAAAAACGUCUCAUUCUCAAUUCAGUCCACAUUUUUAUGUUUUACUUUAUUUAACAAAAUUGUUAGAGAAAAAUCCUCAGUAAACCUUGUAUUUGGAAUGCCUAAAGAAAUGUCUUAGCUUUGACUCAUCGACGAUUCAAACGUAUUUGUUUCAGUCAUUUCGUCUCCCCGCUUAAGAGAAGUGUUAUUCAGCAUGUGUUGUCUCCUCCAGUAUGUCUUCUAAAAGGCGACUCUUUUAUAACAGUGAAAAUCUCGUCUAAAUUUACUAACACCCCUUCUGACUAGUUGUAGCCUCCCUCGCAAGCGUUUUUAGGGGAGCUCGUUUUUCGUCCCUCCCCACGAACGCCUGCUCAACCGAAGGCAACAUUCCUUUUCCAAGCUUAGCCAAUCACAUUGUACGUCCCAAAUUCUGGAAAGUUGACCUUAACCACAAUCUGAUAAUGACUCGAUCAGCAUGAAACACAGGGAAAGCUUUCUGACCUGUAAUAAACGUUAGAUUCAGAGAGGCAAAAAUAAAGUUCGUCAAAUUUUAGACUCCAUGCACUGCAUAACCUUAGCGAAGGGAAGAAAAGAACAAAACGGUAACUCUAGGGUGACGUUUUAGUCAUGUUUAGCCUGUCAGCACUUCAUUGCACAACUGUUGAUUGGUCACUUACCACGCAAAUAAAACAGUGGGAAGGGAAUGUUGUUUUCGGUUGAGCAGGCGUUUGUCGGGUGGGGGGGGAUGAAAAACAAGCUCCCCUAAAUACGCCUGCGUGGGAGGCUAAACUAGGUGCCUCUGUCAUUUAGAUCCCUAGCUAAUGUCACAGUCCGUUGCUGUCGACUUGUUAUGACAGUAAGCCAAUGGCCGUGGCCGAAGCUGAAGCUUUCCUACCCUCAUAAACUAAUUGUUGAAUUCCUUCUCGUUCCAGUCCCUCACCAAGGAGCAGGCCGACUACUGUAUUGAUCGGAUGAACCCGUAUGUUGAUGACAAGGGCCGAGAGAUUCCGGGAGCCUACGACUAUAAAACCUUCUGCGAGGAACUGUUCUCCUCUAGCUAGAUUAGUCUUGCAUGGUAAUACUUUAGGGCUGUUUUGUUUCUGAAGACUUGACACCUCACGGGAUAAUUUUACGGAUAAAAUUGCCAGCAUAGUUAAGUGUAAACGCUCACAGGUAGCUUCAACCAAACCUGCGUCCUUCUGAUAGGAAGAUAAUACACUUAGUGUGAACAUAUCCGUAUGUUAGGUUGUCGAAUGAUUAUUUGUUAUCANGCUUAGCCAAUCACAUUGUACGUCCCAAAUUCUGGAAAGUUGACCUUAACCACAAUCUGAUAAUGACUCGAUCAGCAUGAAACACAGGGAAAGCUUUCUGACCUGUAAUAAACGUUAGAUUCAGAGAGGCAAAAAUAAAGUUCGUCAAAUUUUAGACUCCAUGCACUGCAUAACCUUAGCGAAGGGAAGAAAAGAACAAAACGGUAACUCUAGGGUGACGUUUUAGUCAUGUUUAGCCUGUCAGCACUUCAUUGCACAACUGUUGAUUGGUCACUUACCACGCAAAUAAAACAGUGGGAAGGGAAUGUUGUUUUCGGUUGAGCAGGCGUUUGUCGGGUGGGGGGGGAUGAAAAACAAGCUCCCCUAAAUACGCCUGCGUGGGAGGCUAAACUAGGUGCCUCUGUCAUUUAGAUCCCUAGCUAAUGUCACAGUCCGUUGCUGUCGACUUGUUAUGACAGUAAGCCAAUGGCCGUGGCCGAAGCUGAAGCUUUCCUACCCUCAUAAACUAAUUGUUGAAUUCCUUCUCGUUCCAGUCCCUCACCAAGGAGCAGGCCGACUACUGUAUUGAUCGGAUGAACCCGUAUGUUGAUGACAAGGGCCGAGAGAUUCCGGGAGCCUACGACUAUAAAACCUUCUGCGAGGAACUGUUCUCCUCUAGCUAGAUUAGUCUUGCAUGGUAAUACUUUUGGGCUGUUUUGUUUCUGAAGACUUGACACCUCACGGGAUAAUUUUACGGAUAAAAUUGCCAGCAUAGUUAAGUGUAAACGCUCACAGGUAGCUUCAACCAAACCUGCGUCCUUCUGAUAGGAAGAUAAUACACUUAGUGUGAACAUAUCCGUAUGUUAGGUUGUCGAAUGAUUAUUUGUUAUCAUAAGAAGUCUCAGCCUUGUGGAUGAAAAGCUCUAUCAUAUUAACAAAUAUAUCUUAACGUAUCGAAAAAAUCUGGCCCGCUGCAUGUUUAAAUAUCAUAGGAAAAACCGAGUUUCCUUUUGCAAGGGUUCAUUUUGACGUUUUUAGUAGUACUCUGUUUCGGUACUUUUCAGUGAUUUUUAAUCCCGUUGAGGUGUUUUGUUCUUACUGUAGAUCGUGUCGUCAGACGAAUGGUUAUCGAUUAAUUGAUGACUGGGGUAAAAGAAGAGUGACUUCAACAUUAAUCAAUAAAAGCUUGAUGUCAAAACAAACGCGUUGCUGUUAUGGUUUCCCGAACUGACGAUUGUUGUAUUUAGUCAAGCGGCUACAGAAUGCUUCAAUACAAAAGCAUAAUCUGGAAAGGUACAAAACAAUGUUUUCGUCAAGCCAUGUAAAAAGGUUCCUGCACUGAUUUUCUUUUUUUGUUAAAAUUGGCAAGGUCAUUAUCCCCCCUCCCCGCUCCCUCCCUUCCCCCCGGCACCACACUUUUUUUUCUCAUUUUACUUGAUUCUGGGGCCUGCCUGAAGCAGUUCGUAAUUCGUACUUUUAUCGAGGUCAAGAUUCUAGUAAGUUAUCAACCUCGUGGUUUAUUUUGAUCAGUAAGGGGGUUUCGUUUUACAUUAGUUCGAAAGUCUUCA
Messenger RNA from Porites evermanni, 34766 nucleotides. The record is from the annotation of a GenBank genome assembly. NCBI's taxonomy places the organism in Eukaryota, Metazoa, Cnidaria, Anthozoa, Scleractinia, Poritidae.